UGAGGCCGGCGCGCUGGCGGGCGAGGAGCGGCGGCGGUGGCGGCCGCUGGGUAGGUACCGGGUGGGCUGGGGAGCUGCAGGGACGCCAGACUCCUCACCCAAGUUUGCGCCUCAGGCGGGAGCGACACCUCCAGACACCUGCCCUGGCCGGCCUAGCCUGGAGCCGGGAGGGCCCUUCGGGUGCAGGGGGCUACCGGCCGGGGCGGGGGCUUCGGAGCUGCGCCUACCUCGGCGAGGAGAGCGGCCGGCUGCGGACGCCGGCCCCGGGAAAGGCUGCUCGCUCUCCCCGGCCUGAGCAGCGCGCCCACCGGGCCUGGGCCCGCGCACCUGCCGGGCGGGCGCAGCAGUGCUGGGACCGCACUGGGCUGUACCGCUGGGUCCUGCCGGAGAACGCAGAAAAGUUCCCCCUUGCCACCGCCCCGUCAUUGCAAGUUCUUGCUUCCCUUAACUGUCUUGGUCACAGGGCUCUGUGCCUUAAUCUUAGCACCACCCCAGGUCGGGAUCGUGCAUUUCCUCUUCCAAAGGACUUUCUCUUACUUUGGAGCUUCAUGGCAAACCUGUGGGAAAGGCAAGGCAGUCAAUCCCAACUUAUAGAGGAGGAAGCCGAGACCCAGGCACAGAUAAGAAACGCUUUGCUGAAGGUCAUACAGGGCUAAGGGCCAGAACCCUGAUUCCCUGUCUUUUAAUUAUGCUUGCUUUCUGUUACACCCACGAAUACGAUUUCCCAAGAGGAUAGGAUGAUUACACGCAGAGCCUAUUCCCUGCACAUUCGCAGUGGACAUGGGAAAGCGGAACCACCAAAAGGAGUGAUGAUCAACGAUCUCAUGAUAAAUCUGGAUGCUAGUUCUCAUGCCUCAGGACAUCCUACUGGGAACGACAUACCAGCUCCUGGGAUCAGACUUUCAUCUACUUAGGACCCCUCUUUGCCCAAACUACUAAAGCCAGUCUUCACUAGCCACGAAUGGCUACCCAAAGGAAACACUUGGUGAAAGAUUUUAAUCCUUACAUUACCUGCUAUAUCUGUAAAGGGUAUCUGAUCAAGCCAACAACAGUGACGGAAUGCCUCCAUACAUUCUGUAAGACUUGUAUUGUUCAGCACUUUGAAGAUAGCAAUGAUUGCCCAAGGUGUGGCAACCAAGUUCAUGAGACAAAUCCGUUAGAAAUGUUGAGGUUGGACAAUACAUUAGAGGAAAUUAUAUUUAAGCUGGUCCCUGGACUACGAGAACAAGAACUUGAGCGUGAAUCUGAAUUUUGGAAGAAAAAUAAGCCUCAAGAAAAUGGACAAGAUGAUACUUCAAAAGCUGACAAACCGAAAGUAGAUGAAGAAGGUGAUGAAAAUGAAGAUGAUAAAGAUUAUCACAGAAGUGACCCACAAAUUGCUAUCUGUCUAGAUUGUUUACGAAAUAAUGGGCAAUCAGGGGACAAUGUAGUAAAGGGUUUAAUGAAGAAAUUCAUUCGAUGUUCUACACGUGUAACUGUGGGAACUAUUAAAAAAUUUCUAAGUUUAAAACUAAAACUUCCAAGUUCUUAUGAGUUGGAUGUGCUGUGCAAUGGUGAAAUUAUGGGGAAGGAUCAUACUAUGGAAUUCAUCUACAUGACAAGAUGGCGACUAAGAGGCGAAAACUUUCGGUGUCUGAACUGCUCAGCUUCGCAAGUCUGCUCUCAGGAUGGCCCUUUGUAUCAGUCAUACCCUAUGGUAUUGCAGUAUCGACCAAGAAUUGAUUUCGGUUAGACCAAGGGGCCCAGACCUCACUGAGAUGAAUCCUGCACUAUUUGUUUACUCGUCAACAGAUUGCACAGUUAAUGGUGUGUGGACUAGAGGAACAAACCAGAUUUUCAGCAUGCAAAUAAGGCCAUUGUCUAUCUCUAAAUUGUCAGUUGCAUUCAUGUUGUUUCUAUUAGGAGCAAACCAAGUGCCAUUCUGCUACCGAACCAUCUGCAUAAGGUAUUUGUGUUGUCUCAAAGUGUGCAAGUCAUGGUAAAAAUCAGUUAGCUGUGCCGCCAUGAUUCAGCCUUCUGAAUAUUUUGCUUGCCUGUUCCAAAAUUGUUCUAAUGUUUAAUUACACUAGUAAAAUGGCUCAAUUUUUGUGGUGUUGCAGUUUUCACAUACUUACUCUUUUAUUCUUGUUUAAAUAGCGUACUGUACAAGAAACUAAUAAUUAUAUCUUGAAAUUAUUUUGUAUGGAAAUAUAUUUAGAGAAGUGGUUUUUGAGCCACUGUCUUGUUCUUGGUAAGCUUUUUGUGUGAAAAAAAUUCAUUCUUGAGUGUGCAAGUCCUUUUGCCAAGAAUUCCAAUUAUUCUGUAACAUUAGAGCACAACAUAAUUGUAGACAUUCUAAGCAUCUGUCCGUGUAGUCUACCAAUUGCACAAGGAAGGCAUGUUAGCCCUCCAGAUUGAAAAUGUAUGUGACCUCUUGAACUGAAGUUAGAUUCCCAACCAUUCAAAAUGUUGGCAGCUGAUCACAUUUACUUCUGAUAAAAUUAAUGUGUAAGUAAGGUUAAUCUUCUUUCAUAAUGCCUUAUGACAAGCAGGUGCUGCUUCAUGAAACGUCAUUGUAUAGCCCAUUUCAUGUAUCGUUACAUUGUUGCUGUCAUUUAAUGAGUGCAUUAUUUCUCUUUUUAAGUUGGCCUUAGGUAUAUGUCAUUGUGGCAUGCAGAGGGUUAUGAUGAUUUUAAAUAUUAGGAUUUUUAGAGCACAUAACAUUAGCUAUUUUAUAGAUUUCAAAAGUCUCAAAACAGUUGUAGAUUAAAACUGUUAGUUACCUUUCACAUUUCCAAACUAUGUGCAUAAAAUAGAAUAAAUGCAGUAUAGAACUAUGCUAACCAAAAUUAAUAGGUUAAGUGUAUUUUAUUUUAAAUCCUGUAGUAAUUGGGGAAAUGAGAAGAUUAUUAUUUUAUACAUGAGUUCGUUAAGAUCAGAAAUACAAAAUGUCUUGUAUUUUGCAGUUUUGUUAAGUCUUCCAUUCAUUUUAGGAUUAGUCUGCAAGUCAAAGAAAGUCUUGUUACCUUAAAUUAUAUGAAAACUGUCAUUUUAAAUCUUUUAAUAUUUACAGUUUUCAAAAACCUUACUUGGAAAUUGCUUUGAAACAAGCUAACCUUUGAAACUUAGGAAAAAAUCUUGAAAGUUAGGAAAAAUAUUUGAGAAAUAUGACAUGAGCACAAUCUGUGUGUUACACACAUUUAGUUUUUAUACUGCAUAUGUGGUAAAUGUGUCACAUUUUCCAGUAAAAUGUAUCAGAAAUCAAUGCCUUCUGAAUUUCAAAAUGAUUCUUAGAAGUAAGAUAUUGUACAACUCUAGCAAACAUACAAAAUACAGCUAAAUCUUAAUAUAUUUCACUAUGUAAAAGGCUGAAACUUCAUAAUUAUCUUUUCCUUCUAUCUUUUUUGAGUCAAAAAGUCUAUUAAAUUUUUCUGUUGCUCUAACUUUGGGGAAAAAGGUUAUGGCAAUACUUUAACUUUGUUUUGUUAGAUUGUUUUUGUUCUUGGAAUGGCUCACAAGCAGAAUUUAAAAGGCAGAUUUUCAUUAACUAUAAAUGGCUGAAAAAACUGAAUUUACUAUCUAGCUACAGAAAUUAUUUUUCUAUGCUGUGAAACUCAGUUCCCAGACAUCCCUAAGAACUUUUACAAAUUAUUAUAAAUUUGUCACACCUAGGUCAGUGAUUAAAAUAGUGUUUUGCAAAUAGAAUUUUAAUUAACUCAAAAUGAAUUAAGAGUGCGUUUUAAAAAUCACAAGUGAGACUUUGAUGUUUUGGCCCCCCAGCCAAAACUUAAUGGCCAUAAAUAAAUUUUAUCUACAAAAUCUCUUUAAAUUUGGCCGGUUGCCUUGUCAUGUAAUUUCACUAUUUUCCAAGGAAAUAUAUAGGAAGCAAUUAUGAAACUGAGAAUAGUUGUAUAUAGAAUUCUUUUGUUUACUGAUAAUGCAUUAACAUUUUUAUUGAAAUGCAAUGGAAUAUGUGCCAAAACACGUGAAAAGCUUACAUAAAGAAAGGCAUCAAUUGUUGUUUGGAGAAAGGUACACAUUUUUUUGAUGGUCCUAUACUACUAGAAUCACAGAUUUCUUCAACUGACUUAUUUUGGUAUAUUCAACUACAGCUUUCUAAGGAUAGGACUACUUUCAUGUCUAGUAAUACACUGUAUUCCCCGUUAAUUAUCCCUUAAGUCAGAUUGUAGAAUUUGCAAGAAACUAGGUAUAGAAAAAAUGUACAGGCAACUUUUGUGGUUAGCUUUAUAAAUUUAGGGUGCUUAUAAAAUGAAUUCUUUAUAUAAAUAACCUAUAGGAAUUAUCUGAAUCUGUAACAUCAGAGACUAAAACUAAAAGUUUCCUUUAAUCUGUUGUUUCUUAAGCAAUAAACUGAAAGACCUUUACUUCCAUAAAAGAUUUUGUUAUCUCUUUUAUCUGCCUUAGAAAUUAUAAGUGUAAAAGUGUCAAGGGAACUUAGAUAUAAAGAAUGACUGUGGUUUAUAAACAUUGCUUUAAUUGAAGUAAUCACAUCAGUUAAUAGAGAAAUCAAAAUAUGUAUGGUCUUUUCUCUAGAUUACCAAAACACCUUUACAAAGUAAGAAAAAAUAAACUAAAGUGCUCAUUGAUGAGGUAAUACUCAGUCUGGAGUACAGGUAACUUGGGUAAUGCCUUUUAACUACUCUUAGAGGAGUAUAUUAUUUCUUUAUACAUCAAGCAUCUAUCCCAUAGUAAUGUGCCACAUUUUAUAAACGUAAUGACUUUGCUCAACUACAUUACACACUCAAAUGUAAUCUAAAUUUAAACUGAUUAAGGAAAAAAGUGUGUUAUAUAAUAUUGUGAACUGUUUAGCUUUACUGAAAUAUUUAAGAGAAAGUGCCUCAUUACUAAAGUGCAUUUCUGUUUUAAAUUUACUGCAUAAAGUUUGAGUUAUCUGUACCUGUCUCUUAUGAAUGGUUUCAUAUCUAAAUAGGCUCUUGUAAGUUAAUUUUUUUGGAAGAUUUUCAUAAGAAUAUAGAUAUCACCAAAGACAUUUUACAGUAAUUAAUAACCAUGUUGGAGAGACGGUUUUAACAGUUUGGAGGUUGGAAAUUUUUAGAUUGCAAUUUAAUUUUAUAUAGUUAGGCAAUAACCUUGAUUAAUUGCUAAAAUAUCACCAAAGAAAGGCUUUAAACUGAAUUUUCUUGGUGAGAUCAGUCAAAUUCAGGCUUUUCUUGCAAUAAUCAGAACACACUUCCUUUCAAAUAUGUUCAUUGUUUUUCAGCAUCAUCUAACAGAUCUUAGGAAAUCCUCAAAGAUGAGAAAGAGGUAAACACAACAAAUAGCCUUCCUCUGCAUGAAAAGUGAGAGAAAUACAUACUUUGAAAAGAAAGUUCAGAUUUUUAAUUUGAGAGGCUUUUUAUUUCAUGGAGGCAGUGUAAACUAAAAUUAAACUUAGAUUUAGCUCCUGUAUUCGUCACAAUAUGAGAAAUUUUAUUAAAGGCAGACUUUGGUAAAAGUGCCAACACACUUACUUGUAUAGAAAAGAGUUCAUUCUAUGGGAUUUAUAUAAGUAAGUGCUUUCUCUAUAUUCAAAAUAUUUCAUAAGGGCCUGUGGUUUUUUUCCCCUUAAAAAGCAACUCUAGGCCGGGCACAGUGGCUCAUGCCUGUGAUCCCAGCACUUUGGGAGGCCAAGGCAGGUGGAUCACUUGAGGUCAGGAGUUUGAGACCAGCUGGUCAACAUGGUGAAACCCCAUCUCUACUAAAAAUACAAAAAUUAGCCAGGUGUGGUGGCACACGCCUGUAAUCCCAGCUACAUGGGAGGCUGAGGCAGGAGAAUCUCUUGAACCCAGGAGGCGGAGGUUGCAGUGAGCCACGAUUACACCACUGCACUCCAGCCUGGGUGACAGAGCGAGACUCCGUCUCCAAAAAAAUGCAACUCUUGGUCUUGUUUCUCAGCACUUAGUUUAUUGUUAUUAGAAUUUAGCCAUACAGCCAACUUUGACAAAAUGGGUCACAGAACAAGCAUGUACAUCAAGAGGAAGUUCCGUAUCCCCCUUGUACCGUUUCUCCUUGGGAAUUCAUGCUAUGGGCUACCUUAAAGGUAAAACUCAUCUUAUGGAGUCUUUCUGAUAGGUCACUCGGUAAAUCUCCUUGGAUAGGGUGAAAAUGGAUGCACACUCUAUUACAUACUCUGGUUUAUCAUAAGGAAUUUUCCAGAAAGCUAAACUUUAUACUAAUAAGAUAUUGGUUGGUAGUAGGAACUUCAAAAGUGAAUGAGUUUGCCAUAACUUUAAUUUUCUGGAUUAGAAACACAAAACUUGAAAUGCAAUUAUCAAUAUUUUGUAAUAUAUAUUCCCACAGUUUGGGUAAAAAUAAGGAACAUGUCUGCUAGAUCUGGUUUAUGAAAAAGUGAAAAAUAUUAAAUACACCAGAGACUCAAACCCUUUCAAGGCACACAAUAACUGUUUCUGGAUUUACCUGACAAACCUAGUUGAGUAGCAUUUUGAUGGAAAACAUCAGACUGAAAGUUCAUUCAAAUGUACUUAAAUGUACAAUACAGUGUUCAAUAGUUUUUACUGCAGUGAUGUUUUUCCAAUAAUUUAAGUAAUUCUCUUCCUAGUGUAAUACAGUUUUCAUAAAUAAUGUUUACUUGCUUUCCUUAUAUUUUCAAAUAAAAUUAAAAUGCUCGAGCACUUCCUUUCAGAAAGUUAUAAAAUUAAAAAUAAUUAUUUUAAAUACUUGUUCAAAUGUGUCUGUAUACUCGCUAUGCCCCUUUUUCUAUAAUUCCAAACUGAGACUGAUUUUUCAGAGAUUUUUAAUUUUAAUAAUUUUAAAUCUAGAAUCAAGUGAAACAGAUAUGUUAAAUACUGAGUCUAGUUUUCUUCCAUCUUAUGGAGCUUCAUGGAAUAAGAAACUCAUCUAGUGCAAAUGAAGAUUAAAUAUUUCGGGGUGAUGGAGAGAUAGUCAACAAAUUUAUUUAUCCAUCCUCUGCACAUCAGUCCACUGGAGCAGGAGUUCUACACAUUAAAAAUGUAAUGGGAUCAGCCUAGCAUUGUUUGGGGUCGGUUUUCUUUUGUUGUAUUUUUUAGAGUGGGGGUGGGGGCCUAAGUGUCCUUAUGAAGCUGUGGUCCACGACAGGAGCUUGUUGGGGGAGUACCAGGGUUCUGCUGCUUUCCUGCAUCUGAGCAGCACAACAGAGAUCACCAGUUUUAAAUAGAGUAGCCCUCGCAAUCAAAAUAUCAUAGAAUAUAUUGUAAAGUUAUGUUGCUAAUUUUCCUUUGAAAUAUAAAAUAUUUUAAGCUUUUUGUCAAAAGUGGUAACAUCUUAAUACAAAUAAAAACCUUUUUGUGGUUGUAAGAUUUAGCUUAUAAAUCAUUCAAAUUGAAGUGAAAGAAUUACCAGGUCAUUGUUAAUGACUUAGUCUAUUAAGAAUAUAUGUAUUUUUGUAAAGGAAAAGCACUUGUAGAUAUUUAAUCAGUACAAGAUAUGUCUUUUGCAGAAAUAAAAUGCUGCUUAGAGAUUCUCUUUAAAUAUUUUUUAUUUUUGUGCUCAAAUGUAUUUUCUGUUGAUCUAUGGAAUGUUCUGUACAAAGCUGUAUGAUUGUACUGUUGGGCUAGAUACUUUUUUUUUUUUAAUCUGGACUUAGCCAAGUAUAUUUCACCAUGUUAAAAUACAGUAUCUUUGUUAUUAAAAAUUAAAUUGCAUAAUUUA
Messenger RNA from Symphalangus syndactylus (siamang), 7650 nucleotides. It is a transcript of the gene PCGF5, whose product is annotated as polycomb group ring finger 5. Lineage: Eukaryota; Metazoa; Chordata; Mammalia; Primates; Hylobatidae. The record is from RefSeq and is a predicted model, not a curated record.